Molecule: messenger RNA, 1443 nt
Organism: Ornithodoros turicata
Lineage: Eukaryota; Metazoa; Arthropoda; Arachnida; Ixodida; Argasidae
Product: U-scoloptoxin(01)-Cw1a-like
Exons: 4
Coding region: 71-508 (145 amino acids)
Cellular component (GO): extracellular region
Molecular function (GO): chitin binding
Source: RefSeq, a predicted model, not a curated record
CGUUCAUGGCAGCAAACAAUCGACGUCUCUUCUUGAAGAUAGCUCAGUGUUCAACUCACGAACGGCAACAAUGAAGGUCCUCAUCGUCCUCGCCGCCGUCGCCGUCGCCUUCGCUCUUCCCAGGGCUAAGCGUGCAGCCUAUGAACUUCCCGACGGUGUGGAGUUCAUCGUGGGCUCCGUCAAGACCUCCUUCCAGUGUCCGGCCCGCAACGGAUAUUUUGCUGACGUAGACAACAACUGCCUGCUCUUCCACGUGUGCAACGUUGCCACACACCCCGACGGCAACACAGAGGUCCAACAGUACAGUUUCUUCUGCGGUAACCAGACUGUCUUCAACCAGGCCACUCUUACCUGCGCACACCCAGAAGAAUCCGUCCCAUGCGCUAGCUCUCAAGACUUCUUCUACGUCAAUGACAACCUAGGCGUCGAGAACGCUCCAUUCUUGACCGACAAUGACCUCCAGCGUGCUUACUCCCUCUACCCCGGCAGGGCAGCAGCUAAGGCCUAAGUGAAGUGGUCCAGGAGGCCGGGACAUUGGGAAAAAUUGUCGUUCAGUGUUGCUGCUAUGUGUCACGCUAUAGCCUGCACGCUUAGCGUUGUGAGAGCGUUGGGCAUUCUUUAGAGUGCGGUUUCGCUUGGAGCAAGAAGGAAUAUCUCAUCGUCAGUGUAAGCUUCCGGGAAGUUUCGCGCGAUAGCCGCACUCCUAGCUAACGUAGUCGCAAAGGGAUUAUAACGUUACAACAGCUGAUCAUACUGAGAGUCUACAUCGCAUUUCGAAGCGGUCUCGGUAUGCUUGUUCUUCAAGCGCCCCGUAUUUUCACAAGCUGUUUAAAGUAAAUGAACAUACCAAGACUGCUUCUAGCAACUGUAAUUAUACUGGGUGUCGGAAAAAAUUUAUACCUAGAGAGAAUAUUGUAUAUUACUUUUCAGGUAGGCACACUUUCUUCUUUACUUUCCUCUUGCUAGUUUUCAUGUCUUUUUUUUUCUUUCGUCUUGUAUAGACCCUUUACAUUGCUUCAGACAUGGAGCACUGCAUGUUCAACAGCUGUAACGUUUUAAGCCGAUAUCUUAAUUUUGUGUCUCUGUACUAAACAACAGCUUUCCAUGGGUUCUCUUUUGGGUUAUCUCUUUCGUAGCCCUGAGGACAAACCGUAAAGUGUCAUCGCUUACGCAGCUGCAUCGUGCAGUCGACAACAGUCUGUGUUGAUGCUCAACACGCAUAACAUCUGUCUUCGACGUAUUUAAAUGCUUUCUGUUUCUGCCUCGAAAGUUAUUGCUUUAGCUUUAGCUCUGUUGCUAUCUCAGUCACUCUGCUAGUGUAGUAACCAAUUUUGUGUAUAAAUAUUUCCAGUACUGUAUGUAUAUAAAGCAUCUCGUCGCCAAGAUAUCCUAUACUGUACAGCAUUUGUGUAAUAAAACGUUCAUGUGUAUGAAUGUCAGCAU